AUGGGCAAUCGUAACCAACACGUUAUAACGUCCAAGAGAGCGUUGCGGGAGAAAGCGUUGUCUUCCGCAAGUCCGUACGUGUCAGAGCAACAUGACUUAUACUUGAAUGCGAAUGCCACUGACAUAGUUGAUCGCAUUGCAAAGGGCGAGUGGACUGCAUCCAAAGUAUUGGAGGCGUAUAUCGCACGUGCAGCGGUUGCGCAAGCAGCAACUAACUGUCUUACGGAGGUGCUAUUUGAAGAAGCCAGGAAAGAAGCUUGGGCAAUAGACAAGGAGUUUGCAACAACGGGGCUAUUACGCGGCCCACUACACGGUGUUCCAGUCAGCUUCAAGGAUCAAUACAGUAUCACUGGGUACGACUCAACCAUUGGAUUUACGCAGUGGGCGAAUAAACCUCGUGAAAAAGAUGCAUUUGUUCGUCUUCUGCUUCCCGGUGCCAUCAUUAUUGUAAAAACAAACGUCCCUCAGACAAUGUUUGCUUUUGAAUGCUGUAAUCCGCUUUGGGGUUGCACUACUAACCCUUGGAACAAUAAUUAUACCUGUGGAGGUAGCUCUGGGGGAGAGGCUGCAUUAUUGGCAUUGGGUGGCUCCGCUCUUGGUAUAGGUUCAGAUAUUGGCGGUAGUCUCCGUAUACCCGCGUCAUAUUGUGGGAUCUAUUCUUUCAAACCUGUCUAUGAGCGCGUCAGCGGAUAUGGAUGUGUAGGCCCCAACCCAGGAUAUGAAGCAGUUCGAACGAGCUUUGGCCCUAUGGCUCGUUCUGUGCAAGACUGCGAGCUAUUUUGUCGGACAAUCUUCGGACAGCAAGACCCCUCCAACCAAACUGCUCCACUGCCAUACCGUGAAGUGUUGUUACCCACCAAGCUGCGUUUUGGAUAUUAUACAUAUGAUGGGGUAGUCAGAGCAUCCCCUGCAAACAAGCGGGCUGUGCUGGAAACUGUGGAUGCAUUGAGGAAACAAGGUCACGAAUGCAUAGAGUUCAGAACUUCAUUGCCUCUUGAAGUCAUGAAGGUAUUUGUAGGUUUGGCGACUGCUGAUGGAUAUGAAAGGAUAUUGUCCCAUUUAGGUCCUGAUCCAAAGGAAAGCAGCAUGUUCCUAUCGACCAUAGGACCGAAACUUCCUGGUUUUGUACGAAACUUCGUAUCCUGGGCUGCGGAAACUUUCUUGAAUGAUUCCAUGUUUGCAAGCGUUUUGCGACUCGCUCGGAAGAAAACGGUCGGGGAAUAUAUCGAGUUGGCUGAUAAAAGGAAUAAACUUAUAGCUGCUUGGAACAACGAGAUUUGGGAGGAGUAUAAUUUCGACGGCAUUAUAGCACCUGUGCAAGCUUUGCCAACUCUACCUCACGGUGGUUGUGCAUACCUAUCACCGAUCGCUUGUGCUACAAUUUUGUACAACAUUGUCGAUAGCCCUGUGGGUACUAUUCCGGUUACAAGAGUAGACCCUGCCAAAGAUGGGUUAACAGAGGAGUGGACCCCUGGUGCUGGGGGAGGCUCGCCAAUCCUCGAGUCCAGGAUGUACAAAGGCACCGAAGCGAUAUACAAUCCAGGAGCUAUGAAAGGGAUUCCCGUAGGUGUACAGAUUGUAGGAAAGAGAUGGGAGGACGAGAAGGUCAUUGCGAUGAUGCAUGUUGUUGAUGCUGCUCUGGGUCCUAGAGAUUUUGGACCUGGUAGCUGGAGGGCCCGGUGA
Molecule: messenger RNA, 1683 nt
Organism: Serpula lacrymans var. lacrymans S7.9
Lineage: Eukaryota; Fungi; Basidiomycota; Agaricomycetes; Boletales; Serpulaceae
Exons: 14
Coding region: 1-1683 (560 amino acids)
Biological process (GO): fatty acid catabolic process
Molecular function (GO): fatty acid amide hydrolase activity; amidase activity
Source: RefSeq, a predicted model, not a curated record